Amaranthus tricolor (Joseph's coat) is the source of this 2225-nucleotide messenger RNA. Its product is annotated as polygalacturonase QRT3. The record is from RefSeq and is a predicted model, not a curated record. Bases 341 to 1876 code for a protein of 511 amino acids. The transcript is spliced from 3 exons. Lineage: Eukaryota; Viridiplantae; Streptophyta; Magnoliopsida; Caryophyllales; Amaranthaceae. Gene Ontology annotation, molecular function: polygalacturonase activity.
UAAAAAACAAACACAACCCCAAACAUACACUCAAACACACACAUGAUCGACAACAAAAACCUUAAUGCUAAAGAACUAUAAAUAUAAAUCAUCAAUGAAAUCUCUACCAAAUUGGAGUACAAAAUCCAACAGUUUGGUCAUCACAAAGUGGUUUAUGUAUGAAUCAUUAAGAAAAGUAGUAUAAAAUCCCAUAUUCUUUGCUUAAAUAUCUCAAUUUUAGUUAGCCCUUUCUCUUUCCAUGUCCUCCUUUUCUUUCUCCCCUCCUUUAUAUCUAUAAUUACUUCUCCUUAAUUCAUCCAGUGAAGUAAUAAUAAUAAUAAUAAUAAUAAUAAUAAUAAUAAUGCUUAGGAUGAAAUUAGGUUCAUUAAUGACAACAAAGGUUCUUCUUCUAUGCCUUAAUUGUGUAAUUAUGAUUGAGUUAAUGGCUCAUCUAAUGGUGAUUGAAGUUUAUGGAGCUCAAUCAAUUGCUAUGAAUGGUGUUGGUUUUGAUGAUCGUCGUAAUGAUGUUGUUAGGAAAAUGCAGGCUAUUAAACAAUCCAUUGCUGCACCUCCUUCUACCUUCAUUUCUCCUUCUCCUAACUUUCCUCCUUCUCUGGAGACAACACCAAGCUCAAGAGAAUACCAUGUGACAGCAUAUGGGGCGGAUCCCACAGCCAAAAAAGACAGUACCGAAGCACUUCUCAAAGUAUUUUCAGAUGUUAGUGAGAGCAGCAAUGGUUUCUUGAUAAAUGGUGUUCGUAAUCUUGGUGGUGCUCAGAUUCACCUUGAUGGUGGAAUUUAUUUGAUUAGUCGUCCCCUCCAAUUUCCAACUUCCCAAGUUGGUAACGUUUUGAUACAUGGAGGAACAUUACAAGCAUCAGAAACUUUUCCUAAAGAUCGAUAUCUCAUUGAACUUUCAACAUCACCUUCUCAAGUAAAUCAAGAAGACAAAACUUCUUCCUUAGACCAGAAAAACACUCCUACAUCUUACAACUUUGAGUACAUUACCUUUAGGGACCUUAUGUUAGAUUGCAACUAUAAAGGUGGUGGUAUUGGAAUCACCAAUUCUCUAAGAAUCAGCAUAGACAAUUGCUACAUAGUCCAUUUUACUUCUGAGGGUAUUCGAGUCGAAAGUGGGCAUGAAACUCUAAUCCGAUCAUCCUAUCUCGGCCAACAUAUCACCGCUGGAAAUGAUCCUGGCGAGAGAAACUUUUCUGGGACCGGAAUUUCCUUACAAGGGAAUGACAAUGUUGUUAAUGAUGUUGUGAUUUUUUCAGCAAACACGGGUAUAAUCGUGUCAGGUCAGGCUAACCUUUUAUCCGGAGUGCAUUGUUAUAACAAAGCGACUGGGUUUGGAGGCACGGGUAUCUAUUUGAAGUUACCUGGUCUAACCCAAACAAGAAUAGUGAAUUCUUAUUUGGAUUAUACCGGGAUCGUCGCAGAAGAUCCAGUUCAACUCAUAAUCUCAAACAACUUUUUCUUAGGAGAUGCAUUCAUUUCUUUGAAGUCAAUUAAAGGAGUGGCAAAUGGAGUAAAUAUUGUGGAUAAUAUUUUCUCGGGAUCUGGAAAUGGAAUCGAUAUCGUGCAUUUAGAUGGUAAAUUCGGAGAUGUUGAUCAAAUUCAAAUUGAUAGGAACAGUGUGAAAGGGAUGAACACUAAAGCGACUAUUGCAAAGGUUGCAGUUCAAGGAAAUGGGAGCACUUGGACAGCAGACUUUAAUGGGAUUCUGCUGUUUCCUAAUCUCAUUAAGCAUGUACAAUACACAUUAAGUACGAGCGGAGAUUCUUUCCCUAAUUACGCUUUGCGUAAUGUGUCGGAUAAUCGGGUGACAAUCGAGUCGAGUGUGGCUGCGCCUACAAGUAUUUAUGUUAUGGUUGAUCAAGGAUUUGGAGGUUAAUUAAUUGUAUAGUACCAGAUUGUAUUAUCUUUGGUACCAGAUGAUUCUUCACAUUUGUUGGUUGGGUUUGGUUAAGUUGGGGCAAUGGGAUACAAUUAGUCAUUGCUAAAUUUAUUAGUUAAUUACAUCAUGAGUCAUAAUUAUUCACCAAAUCAAGAGUAUUAAGCUGUAUUUUCCGGUAAUUUUCUGUCAAAGAAAAAUGAGGUCGAGCCAAAGCUCUUGUUUUAGAAAUAUUUUACUUGUGUAGUUAAGUGUUAUUCUUUGGUGGUUAGGUAUCUAUCUUGCGAUGAUGGUUGGAAAUACGGACAUCAUUUGUGAAGCCUGAGGCUUUGACACCAAAAUGGCAGCC